GGAGUUUCACGGGUGUCAUCUCGACGGUGUAGAUUGGGAAUGGCCUCGCCAGGAAAGCGGCAGCGCGAAGUGCUCGAAGGACUCGCCGAUGUCGACGGGACUAAAGAGGGCGAGGAUGGUGCCGAGUAUGCCCCGCCUGCAAAGAGCCUAAACUUGGGUAUCAAAGACGGCCCUCGACUCGGACAAGCUGCGCCAACGAGCAGGUUGAACCGAUUUGGGUUUGGAUUGGUUCCACCCAAGCCCAUCAUCAUUGCUGCCGCAACUACAACAAAACGCGAAUCCAACCAAGAUGAGAAUGACGGGAAGAACGCGAACGUCGUGAUCGUGGAGACCAAACCUCCGUCGAGUCACUUGAGUUUGCAACUGGACUUGACAACUGCACAAACGGACGGUGCGACGUCGAAACCAUUGACCUCGAACCCCAAGAGCAGGGCUGGCUCUGUACCAAAACCACCAGGUUCCCUUCCAAAGCCAGCAACGUCAGUGCCCAAGGGCAAACGAGGAUCCGCGCUUCCACAGCCGCGUGCACUUGUGAAACCUCGCAUUAGGAGAACCACUAUUCCCCCAGCAUCGAACAAGCCCAGUGUUGCUGAGGUCGCAGCUGCUGCAGCCAUCGCCAUCUCGGACUUACCUCGUCCAUCGGAGGACAACGCGAGCGGCCAUAGCAGUGGACUUGACCUUGACAUGAGUCCCAAGGACUCAUUUGUGGCUCUGAUCAAGGACAGAAUGAGCGUCGUGAGUCAAAUUGAAGAUGCGGUCAAGCUGAAGAGAUCUAGGCUCAAGCCUCACGACUGGCGCGGCAAGUUUGAAGAGCAAAGGGCGACACUACAAGACCUGCGGGGCCUUCUUCGCAGAGUUGUGGACGAAGCGAAAUUGCUCGAGCAAGACGCAUUUAAGCUGGACCAAACCAUUGCCAUGGACCGGAAAGUCCUUCAGCGGGAAGUGGACCACGCCCGCGAGCGCAGUCAGCAAGUCGAUGCCGUCACCCACGAGAUCCAAAGCAACGUGACCGACAUGCAAGUGACCAUUCGCAUGCUAAAAAGCGAGAAGGACCGCCUCACGGCCGAGCUGGGUGAAGCCAAGUCGCAGCUUCAAGGAUCGUCCGACCUCCAGACGCAACUCGUCGAAGCCCAAGCUGCUCGGGAUCUCAUCAAAAUCGAGCUCGAUCAGCAAGUGGCGACGCUCUCGACCGAGAACCAAUCUCUCCGAGCUCGUCUUGACGCUGCGCUGGAAGACCACGCGUCCGCCAAAGCGAGCUUGACCCGCAAAGACGACGAAGUGUCGACGAUGUUUGCAAGCCUCAAACAAAUGCAGGACUUCGCUACAUCUGCUAAUGUAAAGCUCGAAGCCGACAACACUCAACUGCGAGCCAAACUCGUCGAGCUGGAUGCCCAGGUGAAAGACCUCGAUACCAAAUACACGGCUGCUAGCACGUCAUUGCGCCACGUGGAAGCCGACCUGCAGGCUUGCCGGACCGCCAAAGACGAAGCGCUGGUGCUGGUCGCAGAGAAGUCGGAGCAAGUUCGAGCAGUGACGAAUGAAGUACACGAGCACAUUCGUCAGGCAAGCAUCGAAAAGGAACUGCGAGUGCUGAUUGAUUCUCAAAUGCGGGAGUUGCGCGUGGAGCAACUUGCAAUGAACGCCCAGAUGGAAGCGGUGAAGGCUGAGAUGAAGCACAUGGUUGAUCGGCAUGCAGACGAAAUGGUGGCCGCAAAAGCCGCGUUGGAAGCGUUGGAGGCGCGGAUGCACUCGAACGCGGUCAUGCACACCGCUGAAGUUGAAAAACUGCGCGAGGCCAAGGUGAGCGCCGAGAGCGAGCUGAACACGUGGCGCUCGAAGCAUGCGGACAACGAGAUGGUCGAAAUGAAGGCGUUGGUCGAAGCAAAACGUGAAGCCGAAGUGCUCAAACUUCGACUGAAGGAACUCAAUCUCCAUGGCUCGCAGACUCUGCACGAGAAGGACACCAUGAUCGCAACGCUGGAAGCCAAAGUAAAGGAGGGCGAAGCUCAGCGCCGCAGGAUGCACAAUACGAUCCAGGAACUCCGUGGAAAUGUCCGCGUGUUUGCACGAACCCGUCCCUUCCUUCCAUCGGACGGCGAUGCCACGCAGUCGGCGCUCGCAUGUGACGGCGACCUGCAACGCGUUACGCUGAAGCGAGAGAAGGAAGCGCACGCUUUCACGUUCGAUCGAGUAUUCGCCCCUGCCGUGGGUCAAGACGCAGUCUUUGAGGAAGUGUCCGAGUUCGUGCAGUCGGCGAUCGAUGGAUACCAAGUGUGCUUGUUCUCGUACGGGCAGACGGGGUCGGGUAAAACGCACACGAUGCAAGGCAGCGGGAAUGGUCACAUGCGCGGGAUCAUUCCGCGCUCGAUUGAGAAGAUCAUUGCGGAAGCGACAAAGAGCGCGGACCAAGGCUGGCGCUACGACAUGCACGCGUCGUUCUUGGAGAUCUACAACGAAACGGUGCGCGACUUGCUUGCGGACAAGGCGGACGUGGACAAGAAGCUUGUCCUGAAGAUGGACCCGAAGAGCAGCAACGGUGUCACGGUCCAAGAUCUGACCCUCGUGCCGAUUCACAGCCUCCACCAAGUCGAAGGCAUCAUGGAAAAAGCGGCGCGCGUUCGCAGCGUCGCGUGUACCGAUAUGAACGCGCAAUCAUCCCGGUCGCAUAGUGUGUUUUCGCUGCACUUGCGAGGUGUGAACGACUCCCAAGGCACGGUGCUCGAAGGCAAGCUAAACCUCGUCGACUUGGCUGGCAGCGAGCGGCUAUCGAGGUCCGGCGCGACGGGAUCGCGACUCAAAGAAACUCAAGCCAUCAACAAAAGCCUGAGCUGCCUCACGGACGUGUUUGCGGCCAUUGGCAACAAGAGUCCCCAUAUUCCAUUUCGCAACUCCAAGUUGACAUAUUUAUUGCAAAGCUGCCUCUCUGGGGACGGGAAGACGCUCAUGAUGGUAAACCUGUCGCCCACGGUCGAGUCGGCCCACGAAAGCCUUUGCUCGUUGCGGUUUGCCCAGCAUGUCAACCAGUGUGAGCUGGGCAAGCCCAAGCGUCAGCUCAAGAAGAAGUCGGACGACGACGGGGUCGUGGAAGCCAAGGCGUAGCAGUAGAUAGUCUAUCGUGAAACUACUUGUUGGUGCCACGUCAUGUCGAUGUGCA
This is a messenger RNA of Aphanomyces invadans, 3154 nucleotides long. RefSeq lists its product as hypothetical. The transcript has 8 exons. Gene Ontology annotation, molecular function: microtubule motor activity; microtubule binding; ATP binding. Bases 40 to 3099 code for a protein of 1019 amino acids. The record is from RefSeq and is a predicted model, not a curated record. Lineage: Eukaryota; Oomycota; Saprolegniomycetes; Saprolegniales; Verrucalvaceae. Gene Ontology annotation, biological process: microtubule-based movement.